AUGAAGAAACCGGCAUCCCCGCAUGUAGCUGAUCCUCACGGCACAGCGCCGGAACCUGCCCUACAGUUCCGGGAACACUGCGCCCGGCGAGGAGAGAGGCCCGAUGAGAAAGAUGCAGAGGCCAGCGCCCUCCUCUGUGGGAAGUCCGUGGUGUGGGUGAAUCGGGAAAACCCACAGCUGCUCCUCCUCCACCUGCAGGAGCCCGGGGCCACGCUUGGGCACGGCGUCCGCCCCCCUCGUCAGCUGCAGGAGGUCCUCCUGGAUGCUGCGCCCCGUAGACCUUUUUCUCCAGUGAUCCGAGGUCCGCAGGAACGCCAGGGCUGCUCCGGCGAACUCAGGGCUCGGGCUGCUUGCCUGUCUGUGGGCGCUCAAACAGGAGCCAGCAGAAUCCCGUCUCUCGCCCGCGGCGUCCUCCUGAACUCUCCGGAUGUGGAGGGGAGGAUCUAUUCCAACUAUGGAAAGAGAGCUGUCCAUCCUGAGUCCCACCACGGCUGUCAGCCAAGAGCAGAUAUGUUGUCAUUCGAGGUUGACCCUUAUGGGUUCACCGCAGCUGCUCUCUUGCACCAGCCCCUCCUGCUGGAAGAUGGAGGUGCCGUGAUGUUAAAUCAAUGCGCCCCGGAGUAUCGGUGUCCCCCCCUCAACCCGGCCGGGCCGCGGGCAGUAGCCCCACUGGGUGCAGACCGCAGGCCCGCCACUGGAGGGCGCGUGGACGCUUCAAAAGAGCUCGGAAGCGCCUGCAAAUCCAGGGCGCGGGGACCGGAGCGCGCCGUAGGAAAGACGCGAUCUUUCCUUGCCUUGGGCUCCUAA
Rangifer tarandus platyrhynchus (Svalbard reindeer) is the source of this 807-nucleotide messenger RNA. The record is from the annotation of a GenBank genome assembly. Lineage: Eukaryota; Metazoa; Chordata; Mammalia; Artiodactyla; Cervidae.